UAUUGUUCCCUGAUUCUCCAGAGAUAAAAACAAUUUUAGAUUCAGAUAUAAUAGAUCUUUUACUUAAACACACACAACUUAUAAUGAUUGGAGAUAUUAUAUGUAUUCCACAAGACUUAGAAAAAGCGCUCUAUUUAUUUGAAGAGGAAGUAAUUGAAAAUUAUGAGAAAUUAAUAAUCGACAACUUUGACACAGAAAUUGCAAAAUCAGCAAUUGAUAAAGUAUUAUCGAAUUACAAUCCUGAAUUUGAAAAUAUAGAAGAUGAAGAAGAGAAUAAUAUGAACAUUUCGUCAGACUCAUCUGAUAAGAUUAGCAAUGCAAGUAAUAAAGCAAUUGCUGAUACUUCAGUAGAUGCUUAUUUAAAAUCAGUUACCGAGAGUAAAUAUAUUGAUAAUAAUAAUGAUGAUAUAAAUGACGUAAAAAAUUAUAUUGAUGAUAUAGUAAAAUAUGAUGUAAUAUAUUCAGAAAGUGCGCAACUUUGUGUUGAUCAUUUUGUAGAAAAAUAUUUUAAUAAGUCAUCAGUUGCAUCAAAUGAUGUGCCACCUGAUAAUAUUAACACAGUCUUGUCUUAUAUAAUUCAAAAUGAUGAAAUGUCCACAAAAGAUAAGCAGGAUUAUUUAGAAGAGUUUUAUUAUUUAACUUUAAAAAAUGGUAUUAAAUUGACACAACAAUAUAUGCAAGGAAAUGAUGAUAUUUUAAAAUCAAAAUUAAAUCACAAUCAGUCUGAAGUAUACAAGGAACUAAAUUUAGAAAAAUUACUAGAAGAAGAUAUAACAGAUGUGGAACAAGGUUAUUCAUUAAUAAAAGAAUAUAAACAACAAACAAAAUCAUUAAAAAUUAAUAAUAAGAAUUUUAGUAGGAGAAUAACACAACUUGACAAAAGUAUGAAUGAAAUAAAAGAACAAGUUGCUGUUUUGAAAGUAAUGAAUUUGGAAUUGAGAAAGCAAAAUGCUGUACAAAAAUUAGAACUGCAAUAUCUAAAUAACAAAAAUGUUUUAAGCGAUGUCCUCCAUUGUAGCAACGCAGCAGUAGAAAUUUUAUCAAAAAUAAAUAAUAUGAUUGAAAGCUAUUGUGGAUCGAAUAUUGAUUCAGAUUAUAACGAGUGGAGGUCAAUAUUAAGUGAAGUAUUGCAUGCAGCUCAAGACCUUGAGAUGGAAUAUGCGACACAAAAAUCGUUGGUAGACUUAAUGAAACAAAAUGAUUUGCGUGAGAUUAACAUGAAAUAUAUACAGCCACCUCUUAGCCCAACGAGAAAUUUAUGUACUUGUGUAACCGAAGCUUUUACGUUGUUACAUAGAAAUUUAACAGACUUGACGGGAGAAUUUUCGGAACUUUUUUCUAUAUUGUUGUCCUAUUCACCAUCAGAUAUUUCUCAAAUAAUACCAUCACAUCUAGUAAAAUUGAAGGAAUUUCUUUGUCGUAAGGAAAUUGGUAAUAAGAAUAUUUAUGAUAAUAGAAUAAAAGCAACAAAUGACGCCAAACAAAAUAAUAAAACAAAACUUGAAAAUAUAUAUGAAAAUAUUGAAAGCAUCGAUAAAAAGUUACAAUCAACUGCUAUUGAACAAGUGGAAUCAGAAGAUAUUCAAACUAAAGAUACAGUUGUCAAUGAUAAUGUCAUUGAAACAUCUAACGAUAAUGAAAUACAUUCACCGCUAUUAGUAAGCAUCAAUAAGGCGUUACAAUCAUAUGAUACUGAACAAAUGGUAGCAGAAAAUAUUCAAACUAAAGAUAAAGUUGACUGUAAUAAUGUCAUUGAAACAUCUAACGAUAAUAAAACACAUUCACCGCUAUUAGAAGUGGAACCAGAAAAUAUUCAAACUAAAGAUGAAACUGACUGUGAUUGUGUCAUUGAAACAUCUAACGAUAAUAAAAUACGUUCACCGAUAUUUGGUACGUCUAUUAAAAUAAAAUCUAAUUUAUUUAUGAAAUGUGAAGAUUCCAUGGAAAAUAAAACCCAUGGAACUACUAAUGAUACAACGAUAAAAGAUGAUAAUACGAAUAUUGAAGGAAAAGAACAAAGUGACGAAAAUUCAUCUUAUUGA
Molecule: messenger RNA, 2042 nt
Organism: Polistes dominula (European paper wasp)
Lineage: Eukaryota; Metazoa; Arthropoda; Insecta; Hymenoptera; Vespidae
Molecular function (GO): protein binding
Source: RefSeq, a predicted model, not a curated record